Molecule: messenger RNA, 801 nt
Organism: Linepithema humile (Argentine ant)
Lineage: Eukaryota; Metazoa; Arthropoda; Insecta; Hymenoptera; Formicidae
Source: RefSeq, a predicted model, not a curated record
AUGUCGUCGCUUAUCGUUUCGCACGAUUUGCAUUUAAUGAUGCUAGAAAUUGCCGUGGAAAACUUGUACGUUCCCUGGACUUCCGAGUUUGACAAAGUCAUCAUGAAGAAAACAAUCGUCAUGUUCCGCAUGCUGGAUGAGGAAUGGACACCGUUAUCGCCGAAUCGACGCGAUCGUCGUCCUUAUCGCGGCUCCAACUGCGAGAACGAGAACUUUUACGGUGGCAGGUCCAUCGUCUUUUGCGUACCGAUGAGUUUUUUCGAGGAAGAAGCGAGCGGCGUCGAUAUCCAGCUCUACAUAUGGAAGGAACUGUGCAAGUAUUUCGAGAUGGAUCCGUGCCAAAUCGUUGGUUUCGUCGCCGUGCCGGUCAAUGAUCUUCUGAAUAGCAUCGCCAAGCAGAUCCGCGAGCGGAACGAAUUGGAGGAAUACUUGUCGGACUACUAUAAAGGACAGAUUAUCUCGAGGUCCAUGAAAGGAACAUAUACUUUGCUGGACGAAAACUUCCAGAAUACUUCGGCUACAAUCUCGCUCUACAUUCGAAUCAGCUAUCUUGGUAAAUGCAUCAUAACGGAGGUCACGUGCAUCGAAAGUAUACGCAAAUCAUUCCACGAUGAUUACGAGAAUCACGAAAAUCACAAAGAUCGCGAAAAUGAUGAGAAAGUGGACGAGUUCCAACCAUAUCUUUCUGAACAUGCAAAACUAAAGGAGCUUCGAAGUCGUCGCCAGGAUUAUACUGGUUUACUUGAUGUUCUUCGUGAGAAGUUCAUUGAAAAGGAAGCCACAGAUUUAGCUAGUAAUUAA